UAGAGUUGAGCCGCGCACUUCCAAACUCACACAAGUCGUGCCAUUUUUAACCAACAAAAACCCAGAUCCUUCUUCUUCUAUUACUUCUUCAUUUUCACCUUCCCUCUAAUUUUCUCGAGAAAAUUUCAUCUCUGUUUUUUUCUCGAGAAAAUUCCUCACACCAACAUCAACCACCACAACAACUUCAUCUCUGUUCUUCAAUUUUUCCAUUUUCCGCUUCAUCUUCUGCUGUUUUCAUCGCCGUUGAUUUUGUAAGAUUCCUCUUGUCUCGAUCGAUGUCUUUCGUUCCUCCUCUUCUGAGCCUACUAUCGCCUUCUCUGCUUAGGGUUUUCACACAAGGUUGACGUGCCUGUGCGGAUCGUUGCCAGUGGGUUUGGCGUUGUCCUCUGAAGCUAAAGCAUUUACCUUUCACACUCAUUGUUUCUGAAUUGAAAUGUUAGGCUUCGAAGGUCCUGGAACUAGUGAUGAAAUUAGAGAGAGCUUUGAAAAUUCUGAAGAUGAAAGACCGCUGUCCAAAAUUGGGAACCUCAAGAAAAAAGCAAUAAAUGCUUCCAAUAAAUUUACUCACUCUCUUAAGAAGAGAGGAAAGAGGAAAAUUGACUACAGGGUUCCUUCAGUAUCCAUAGAGGACAUACGAGACGCAAAAGAGGAGAGUGCUGUCCAUGAAUUGCGUCAAAAACUUCUCGAGAGGAAUUUAUUACCUUUUAGGCUUGAUGAUUAUCAUACUUUACUGAGAUUUUUGAAAGCUAGAGAGUUUAACAUGGAAAAGACAAUCCGGAUGUGGGAAGAAAUGCUUAAUUGGAGAAAGGAUUAUGGAACUGAUACUAUUCUAGAGGAUUUCGAAUUUGAAGAGCUUGAAGAGGUGUUGCAGUAUUAUCCUCAGGGAUAUCAUGGAGUUGAUAAAGAAGGCAGACCAGUUUACAUAGAGAGACUGGGGAAAGCCCAUCCAAGUAGGCUCAUGCAUAUCACUACGAUAGAUAGAUACUUAAAGUACCAUGUGCAAGAAUUUGAAAGGGCACUACAAGAAAAAUUCCCAGCUUGUACAAUUGCGUCUAAGAGAAGAAUCUGUUCAACGACAACAAUAUUGGAUGUGCAGGGCUUGGGCAUGAAAAAUUUCUCCCGCACUGCUGCAAAUCUCUUAGCUGCAAUGACAAAGAUAGACGGUUCUUAUUAUCCUGAGACAUUACAUCGAAUGUAUAUCAUCAAUGCUGGUUCUGGUUUUAAGAAGAUGCUCUGGCCUGCUGCUCAGAAAUUUCUUGAUGUGAAGACUGUUUCCAAGAUUCAGGUUCUUGAAUCUAAGUCAAUUGGAAAGCUACUUGAAUUCAUUGAUUCAGAUCAGUUGCCAGAUUUCCUAGGUGGCUCAUGUACAUGUAGUGGUGUUGAAGGAGGAUGCCUUCGAUCUAAUAAAGGUCCCUGGAACGAUCCCGAUAUUAUGAAGGUUGUGCAUAAUGCAGGAGCUACCUUUGUAAGGCAAGGCUCAAGAGUGGCCAAGAAUGAAGCAAAAUUUCACUCCCGUGCUCAAAUACCUUCAUUGAAGGGAAGAAGUAGUGAUAUAUCGUUAGCGGAUUCAGGAUCAGAUAUUGAUGACCCAUACUCCCCACUGGAGCGUGCUGGCUCUUUGGUUCCUUGUUUGGCCCCAGUUCACGAAGAACAUAGGGCAGCAGACCCUAAUGCUUACUACAGUUGUGAUGAUGAUUUCCUACCUGCUAGGAUGGUAACCGACAGUGACCAAAGAGUUGGAGGUUCUCAGGGUCCAUCUCUUGAAAUAAUAGAGAAUGCGAAUCUCUCGAACAAAGAGACAUCAAACACAGAAGACACCGUAGCUAAUGAGCAUGAAAUUCUCAAGCAAAAACUUGAGAAAAGGAACCUUCAGUCUAUAGGGAGAGUUCUUAUAUCAUUCUGGGUUAAAUUGGUAGCUGUUGUUCGUAGUUUACAGUUUCAGUUUUGGAAAAGACAGAACAACAUAUAUCCUUCCAACACAGAACACAUUACAAAUAACAAUGCUACUGCAAUCCAAGGGGUAAACGAAGAAGAUUAUGUCAGUCCAUGUUUACAGCGUCUCGAGAGGCUAGAAAAAAUAUUUGUAGAGCUGAGCAACAAGCCUGCUAAAAUUCCUUUGGAAAAAGAGCAUUUGCUUACUGAAUCUUUGGACAGAAUCAAGUCUGUUGAAUUUGACCUGGAGAAAACGAAAAGAGCACUCCACGCUACUGUUUUAAAGCAACUUGAGGCAGGCGAGCUGCUGGAGAAAUUACGGGAGUCCCGAUGUCAACAGAGAAGAUUUUUGUGCUAGGAUUACAAUGGUCAAAUGAGAAAUGGCUACAAACUCUAUAAUAGCCUUGAAACAAAGCACGCGGUAUAACAAAAUCCAAUGGGUAAUUGGUGGUGCCAAUAUAAACAAAGAGAAGACAGACAGAGAGAGAGAGAGAAAGAGAAAGGAGGCAAAGUAUACAAACUCUACUCCCUUUUUUUGGUUGGAAUCAUCUCUUCCCUUUUUUCUUCUUUUCUUUUUCAAUAUAUAUAUAUAUAUAUAAAUAUAUAUUUUGAGGGUUUAUAGACAAGGCUGACAAAAUGUAUACAAAAGGCUGGCUAAUGUUUCCCGUAGAGAGUACAGGGUUUGGAGGUUCCAGUACAGAAAAAAAGAAAGAAAAGGGCGAAUAACGUGGCUUUGCGUUUGCAAAUAUUACACCAACUUCUUCUUCACCUCCUCCUCCACAUGCUUCUUCCGAGUUCCAAGUAAUUUUUAAAUGCUUUUUUUUCCCUUCUUUUUUUGAGCUUUCUGUGUAGUUCUUUAAAGAUGAAUCAUGAUGUACUAUUAGAGUAGAUUAGACGAUUCCCUAUAUCAAAUUCUAAGAAUCCAAGUUCUUUACAAUCAAUGAAAAUGUCAAAACAAAAAAAAAAGCACUUUCUUUGUAUAUCAUUAAUCUAAUUCUAUCCCUUUUGUUUCAUUC
Molecule: messenger RNA, 2948 nt
Organism: Benincasa hispida (wax gourd)
Lineage: Eukaryota; Viridiplantae; Streptophyta; Magnoliopsida; Cucurbitales; Cucurbitaceae
Product: Sec14p-like phosphatidylinositol transfer family protein
Source: RefSeq, a predicted model, not a curated record